Messenger RNA from Soboliphyme baturini, 993 nucleotides. The record is from the annotation of a GenBank genome assembly. NCBI's taxonomy places the organism in Eukaryota, Metazoa, Nematoda, Enoplea, Dioctophymatida, Soboliphymatidae.
UUGUGUUUCUUUCAAGGCAGUUUAAUAAAGAAGGAAGCCACAUCAAGGAUCCUCAGAAAAGUUUCUGGCGAAGAGCCUCAGGGAAGCCCAGUUUUUACGGUUGUCGAUGACAGCUUGGAUCUGGUAAAGGCCGGCAUGGAGGCCGUUAUCGAAGAUGAGGUUACCUCAAGGUUUUCCACGGAGCAGCUCACUUCCUGGAAUCUUUUGACUCGUAGUAGCUACGGUUACCAUCGUUUCAGCUUAAAGCUGACGGCCAUUUGGUUCGUUGGACUCGCCUUUCGGUACUUGAUUUUAUUUCCAAUCAACUUAAAACGAAGUAUCAGCAGCGAGAGUAUGGAGAAUGUCGCACGGCCGAGAGGAAUCUGCGUCGCCAAUCACACGUCUCCCAUUGACGUGUUGGUGUUAGCCCAGGAUAACUGUUACGCAUUGGUUGGGCAGAAACAAGGUGGAUUUUUGGGAUUUUUGCAGAAAUCGCUCAGUGGCCUCAGUUCACACGUAUGGUUCGAGCGAGAAGAAGCAAGCGACCGUUACAGAGUUCGUCAACGGUUGCAAGAACAUGUGGACGAUCCUACGAAGUUGCCAAUACUGAUUUUUCCGGAGGGUACUUGCAUCAAUAACACUUCGGUGAUGAUGUUCAAGAAGGGAAGCUUCGAAGUUGGCGGAACGAUCUAUCCGGUAGCGAUUAAAUACGACCCGCGGUUUGGAGACGCCUUUUGGAAUAGUUCCAAGCAGUCCUACUUUCAGUACCUGGUAAUGAUGAUGACCAGUUGGGCUCUAGUCUGCGACGUUUGGUAUUUGCCCCCGAUGACCAAGCAGGAGGACGAAUCUUCAAUCACGUUUGCAAAUCGAGUAAAAAAAGCGAUCGCGGAAGCUGGAGGGCUGGUUGACUUGCAGUGGUAUGUUCGUAUUAAACUGCAAUGUGAAAAUCGUUUUUACAGAAAAACAAACCCGAUGCUAUGUGAAAACUUGAAGAUGGCCUCGGCGCCCGCGUAG